AUGGCUCUGCCGCUCUCCUGUUCUGCUUCUCCGACUUUCUUCUCCAAAUUCAAAGUGUAUCUGUGUUCAGGCCUCUGUACUUCCUGCCCGGUGGGGGCUGUGAGAAGGUGGCAGGACCCCAGGUGGGUGGGGGGGGGAAGCAGAUACCUCUCGCGUAGCCCCCCUCCUCACCCUGUUGUGCUCUCCGCCCGUCAGAAGUGCAACGACCCUGCGUGUCGCCUGAAGGACAGUCUUCACGCCCACCACCCCCGCGACUGCCUGUCGUACCUGCGCGACUGGCCGGUGAAGGCGCUGCAGGAGCUGCUGCAGAGACACCGGGUGAACUUUGAUACCGUCCCCCCUGCGGGGGCUGAGGCGACCCCUGGAGGGAACUGUCGUGUGAUGGAACAACGGGAGGAACAGGGGAAACUGAUUGAUGAGGCCUGCGGUAAAGAGGCCUGCCAGGGGCAUGCGGGGCUCUGCGAGUCCCACUAUAAGGAGUACCUGGUCAGCCGAAUCAAUGGGCACUCACUGGAUCCGGCUCUCCUCUACACGUUGGAGGAUAUGGAGGUGUUUCUGAAACGCUCGGGGAAACAGCAGGCAGCCCAGGCUCAGGGCGAGACCGAGGCCCAGUACAAGGCCCGCCUUCUCAAGGUGAUCACCACCAUCCCGCUGGGAGAUAAAGUGCCGCGGAUCCGGAAGUGACAACGAAUCCCAGGAUGCGGUUCCGUUUCGGGAUCUACUAGACUGGGGAAAAAACCUGUUGCCUGUUCUCCCCCUAACCCCUACUCCUCAACACCCCGUGCCACCCUUCGUCCCGCUCCCUCGCCGCUCCACACCCCCAAACGCCACACCCGCCCCCAGCAUCCCCCUCACCCGCACUCCAUCCCUCGCACCCUCAAGACAUCCUUCGCCACCCUGCACCACCCUUUGUCCCCCAUGACCCUCUCGCGCACACCAUGGCCCCCACAACCAUAUGUCCCUCUGCCCCCUCUCCCCCCUCUGCCCCCUCUCCCCCCUCUCCCCCCUCUGCCCCCUCUCCCGCCUCUGCCCCCUCUCCCCUCUCUCCCCUCUCUCCCCUCUCUCCCCCCUCUGCCCCCUCUCCCCCCUCUCCCCUCUCUCCCCCCUCGCCCCCCACGCUCCCCUCAUGCCCCUCAUACCUUCCUCAGCCCUUCACCUUCACUCCUAAAAGGCCAGUACACCCCCUGCAACCCCACCCCACCUGCUGACAUCACCCUCAGCCCUCCCCUGCUCCUUGCCCUGAACCUGCCCCCUCACCACAGACACCCUUCACCCUAAACCCUGAAUCUGCUCUCCCCUCGCCCCCGAGCGGAGGGGCAGAGUCGGGGGCGCGCCUCGCUCCGAGUGGAGGGGUGGGUGGGCUGGCGGGAACUCUC
Hypanus sabinus (Atlantic stingray) is the source of this 1376-nucleotide messenger RNA. RefSeq names its product E3 ubiquitin-protein ligase RNF31-like. Gene Ontology annotation, biological process: protein linear polyubiquitination. The coding region runs from base 1 to 684 and encodes 227 amino acids. Lineage: Eukaryota; Metazoa; Chordata; Chondrichthyes; Myliobatiformes; Dasyatidae. The record is from RefSeq and is a predicted model, not a curated record. Gene Ontology annotation, cellular component: LUBAC complex; extracellular region. Gene Ontology annotation, molecular function: ubiquitin protein ligase activity; K48-linked polyubiquitin modification-dependent protein binding; linear polyubiquitin binding. The transcript has 6 exons.